CAGGUGGCGCUGUGAACCGUGUUCAACUGUAUGUUUACAUCCGCGUCAACAUGGCGGCGGCCGCCGGACUGAUCCUGCCCGGUGACGGGAUCAUGAUCGCGGGUAAACUCUACUCGGGUGUCGCGCUCACUCUGGAGAACUGCCUGCUGCCUCCCGAGAGCGUGCACUGCAGCCCAUCGCGCGCUCACGGACUGUCCGCGCGCACGGAGGAGCAGCUACGGAUCCGGAUGUGCGAGAUGAUCCAGAACGCGGGAGUUCUUCUCCGCCUGCCUCAGGUCGCCAUGGCAACGGCCCAGAUCCUGUUCCACCGGUUCUUCUACUGUAAAUCGUUCGUGAGACACUGCGCUGAGACGGUCGCCAUGGCGUGUCUUCAGCUCGCGUCUAAGAUCGAAGAGGAGCCGCGGCGAGUGAGGGACGUCCUGAACGUCUUCCACCACCUCAAGCACGCCGCGGGAAACAGGCUCGUCAGCCCCCUGCUGUUGGACGAGGUGUACGUCAGCCGCAAGAGUCACGUGAUCAAAGCGGAGCGACGCGUCCUGAAGGAGCUCGGCUUCUGCGUCCACGUCAAACACCCACACAAGGUGAUCGUGAUGUAUCUUCAGGUUCUGGAGUGUGAGAAGAACACCAGACUGCUUCAGAUAGCCUGGAACUACAUGAACGACAGCCUGAGGACUGAUGUGUUUUUGAGAUUUAGCGCUGAAACAGUCGCGUGUGCGUGUAUCUUUCUUUCUGCAAGAGUAUUACAGAUCCCUCUGCCUGACCAGCCGCCCUGGUUCUCGUUGUUCGGGACGUCAGAACAGGACCUGAUUGAGAUCAGCUGCUGUAUCCUGCGGCUGUACACACUGCGGUGCGAGUCGCUGACGGCACUGCAGCAGCAGGUGGAGGAAUCGCGUUUAAAAUUGGACGCUCAAUACCACACGAGUAAACCAGGAGGGCCGGCGUCCGCGACCGACACCCCGACCCGUGAUCCGGCAGCCGGUUUCUCUCCUGCGUCUAAAGCUGCGUCUCCUGCAGAAAACCAGAAGAAUCACGAAUCUCCGCUGUCUCAUCUCGCCCUCAAAAACGUCUGUCGAAAGAUCACCAGCCGAGACGGUAGGAAUCGUCUGAGUCGCAGUGAUGAAAGACGAAGCAUCCCGUCGCCCCCCAGACGCAGGCGCAGUCGUAGCGUGACCUCUCCAUCGCGGCCUGUUUCUCCUGGACGCUCGAAGUCCUACAGACACCGGCAGAGGGAACGCGAACGAGAGCAGAGAAAGGGACGUUCAUCUCACAGGAGAUGAUGUCAUCAGGACCAAGAUGGAGCGGAUGUUGUGUUGGGUUGAUAUAUAUGUGGUAACUGUGGUGAUGAGGGAAUGAGGUCACCGAGACGUCACCGAGAGAAGCUUCAUAAAUGCUGGAAAAACCUCAAGCGCUUUGAUCGCUCG
This is a messenger RNA of Megalobrama amblycephala (Wuchang bream), 1421 nucleotides long. RefSeq names its product cyclin-L1-like. The record is from RefSeq and is a predicted model, not a curated record. Gene Ontology annotation, molecular function: cyclin-dependent protein serine/threonine kinase regulator activity. Lineage: Eukaryota; Metazoa; Chordata; Actinopteri; Cypriniformes; Xenocyprididae. Gene Ontology annotation, cellular component: nucleus. The transcript is spliced from 11 exons. Gene Ontology annotation, biological process: regulation of transcription by RNA polymerase II. The coding region runs from base 51 to 1277 and encodes 408 amino acids.